AUGUUUAAAUCAAGUCGAAAUAGUCUACAUUGUUGUCUCAAACAAAUACGAUCUAUACAUACAUUACCAAAAUUACCAAAUCAUGAAAUAUGGUCAAAAGAAGGAAUAAAAGGUUUAUUAUCACCAGAAGGUUAUAAUUUAGCAUGGACAGAUUAUCAAACUUAUUUAUUAACAAAAUUAACAUUAUUAACAAAUGGUACAGCAAAUGAAACUAAAACUCCGUAUGAAAUAUUAUUAAAUACAGCAAAACAAACAACUCAACAACAUACUUUCCAUUAUGCAUCAAUGUCACAUAUGAAUCAUUUUUUUUUUCAACAAUUAAUUGAUAAACCAACAGAAGAUUCUACAACAAAAACAAAACCUUCAAGAUUUUUAAUGGAAAAAUUAAUGAAUAUAGAUAUAUUAGAUUUAAAUCAAUUAAGAAAUAAAAUUUUAACAAUGGCUGAAAAUUCAAAUGGUCAAGGUUGGAUAUAUUUAAUUGAAGAUAAAAAUAAAAAUUUAAGUUUUUUACAAAGUUUUAAUGAUGGUAUACCUUUUUAUUUUGGUAAAAGACAACAAUUUGAUUUAAAUGGAGGAAUUGAUGAAUUAACUUUUAAUGGAUUAAAUAAAUUAGAAAAAAGAGCUCAGAAGAAGGCUGGUCAGCAGUUAAAAGAUAAUGAUGAUGAUGAAAAAUAUUUACCAAUUUUAGCUAUAAAUUAUUGGGAUUAUAUGUAUAUUAAAGAUUAUGGAAUUACUGGUAAAUCAGAAUAUUUAAAUAAUUUAUGGGAUAAUUUAAAUUGGGAUGUUAUAAAUAAAAGAUUAUUUCAAAUAUAA
Molecule: messenger RNA, 813 nt
Organism: Lodderomyces pseudojiufengensis
Lineage: Eukaryota; Fungi; Ascomycota; Pichiomycetes; Serinales; Debaryomycetaceae
Product: mitochondrial 37S ribosomal protein mS42
Exons: 1
Coding region: 1-813 (270 amino acids)
Biological process (GO): superoxide metabolic process
Molecular function (GO): metal ion binding; superoxide dismutase activity
Source: RefSeq, a predicted model, not a curated record